Rattus rattus (black rat) is the source of this 2408-nucleotide messenger RNA. RefSeq names its product kelch like family member 14 (gene Klhl14). Gene Ontology annotation, molecular function: protein binding. The transcript has 8 exons. The coding region runs from base 1 to 1893 and encodes 630 amino acids. The record is from RefSeq and is a predicted model, not a curated record. NCBI's taxonomy places the organism in Eukaryota, Metazoa, Chordata, Mammalia, Rodentia, Muridae.
AUGUCCAGAUCCGGGGACAGGACCUCCACCUUCGACCCCAGCCACAGUGACAACCUGCUGCACGGUCUCAACCUGCUGUGGAGGAAGCAGCUAUUUUGCGACGUGACCCUGACAGCCCAAGGCCAACAGUUCCACUGCCACAAGGCCGUGCUGGCCUCCUGCUCGCAGUACUUCCGAUCACUCUUCUCCAGCCACCCCCCUCUCGGGGGAGGGGUCGGCGGCCAGGACGGCCUGGGGGCCCCCAAGGACCAGCAGCAGCAGCAGCAGCCGCAGCAGCAGCCUUCACAGCAGCAGCAGCAGCCACCACAGGAGGAGCCCGGGACUCCUUCCUCCUCCCCCGACGACAAGCUGCUGACCAGUCCCCGAGCCAUCAACAACCUAGUGCUGCAGGGCUGCUCGUCCAUCGGGCUGCGCCUAGUGCUUGAAUACCUCUACACGGCCAACGUGACCCUCUCCCUGGACACCGUGGAGGAGGUGCUGUCGGUCAGCAAAAUCCUGCACAUUCCUCAGGUCACCAAGCUCUGCGUUCAGUUCCUCAACGACCAGAUCUCGGUGCAGAACUACAAGCAGGUGUGCAAGAUCGCCGCACUGCACGGCCUGGAGGAGACCAAGAAGCUGGCCAACAAGUACCUGGUGGAGGAUGUGCUGUUGCUUAACUUCGAGGAGAUGCGUGCCCUGCUGGACUCGCUGCCGCCCCCCGUGGAGUCGGAGCUGGCACUUUUCCAGAUGUCCGUGCUGUGGCUGGAGCACGACCGUGAGACCCGCAUGCAGUACGCGCCCGACCUCAUGAAGCGCCUUCGCUUUGCGCUCAUCCCCGCCCCGGAGCUGGUGGAGCGGGUCCAGUCGGUGGAUUUCAUGCGCACCGACCCGGUCUGCCAGAAGCUGCUGCUGGACGCCAUGAACUACCACCUGAUGCCCUUCAGGCAGCACUGCAGGCAGAGCCUGGCCAGCAGAAUUCGCUCUAACAAGAAAAUGCUGCUGUUGGUUGGAGGGUUGCCUCCCGGACCAGACCGGCUCCCCAGCAAUCUGGUUCAGUAUUAUGAUGACGAAAAGAAGACAUGGAAAAUACUCACAAUUAUGCCUUACAACAGUGCCCACCACUGCGUUGUAGAGGUAGAAAACUUCCUGUUCGUGUUGGGUGGAGAGGACCAGUGGAACCCAAAUGGAAAACAUAGUACAAAUUUUGUCAGCCGAUAUGAUCCCCGAUUUAAUAGUUGGAUUCAGCUUCCACCCAUGCAAGAAAGAAGAGCCAGUUUCUACGCAUGUCGCUUGGACAAGCAUUUAUAUGUGAUCGGCGGGAGGAACGAAACUGGCUACCUGUCCAGUGUGGAGUGCUACAACCUGGACACAAACGAGUGGCGCUAUGUGUCAUCUCUGCCUCAGCCGCUGGCAGCCCACGCAGGAGCAGUGCACAAUGGGAAAAUAUACAUUUCAGGGGGUGUGCACAACGGAGAGUAUGUCCCGUGGUUGUAUUGUUAUGACCCGGUCAUGGAUGUCUGGGCCCGCAAACAAGACAUGAACACGAAGCGUGCCAUCCACACUCUGGCUGUGAUGAACGAUCGCUUGUAUGCAAUUGGAGGGAAUCAUUUGAAAGGCUUCUCCCACCUGGACGUCAUGCUUGUGGAGUGCUAUGACCCAAAAGGUGACCAGUGGAAUAUACUCCAAACACCCAUCCUGGAGGGUCGAAGUGGGCCUGGCUGUGCGGUGCUCGAUGACAGCAUUUAUCUAGUUGGAGGCUACAGCUGGAGUAUGGGUGCCUACAAGUCCUCUACAAUCUGCUAUUGUCCAGAAAAAGGAACCUGGACAGAACUCGAAGGCGAUGUGGCUGAACCUCUGGCAGGCCCAGCCUGUGCGACAGUCAUUCUACCAGCCUGUGUGCCCUACAACAAAUGACAGCAGGAAACCCUGGCAUAGUGCCACACCAAGAAUGCAGGGACAGGCGGUGUGCUGUCCUGCGUGAACCAUGCAUUCCAAUGGUACAACUGCCCUAACCUUUGGUUUCUGAUGACUUAAAAGUGACUGCAGAAAAAAGAGACCUGGCCUUGAGCAGAGACUGUUGUUUGCAACCCAGAUGACACUCAACUUGUGGUGACAGACUCUUCCAUAUCAGGCCGGUUUGAACUUGUUCCACCUUUACGCAAACUCACGUGGAGCUGAACUUUCAAAAAGGAAAAGAUAAACCACGGAAGCCUGGCCCCAGAGACCUAAGAUCCAUAUUGUUGCAUUGUUUCCUAACUGCAUGUGAUAGACUCGGACAUUUGGCAAAUAUUUUGUACAUGAAUGAUUCAAAGUCCAACCCACGGAAAUGGUCACCCUGUAUUCCAGAAAGCGUCACUUGAUUCUGUAUUGGUAAAUGCUUGGCGGCUUCACCAACUCCAUAGGUAGCAAAGGAAAACCACAGAAGACGG